AUGGCGGCUUUGACUUUGAGCGCGAAGGAGACCGAAAUGCUUGUUGCUGUCAUGUCUGAGAUGGGGGAGAUUCCUAAUACUAUCAACUUCGAACGUGUUGCUAGUCGGGUUGAGGUCAAGUAUGCUAGGAAUGCGCGUUCAAGCUUCAAGAAAUUAUUUGAUAAGUUGAAGUCUCAAGCAGGGCCUGCUCCAGAUGACGAGAAUGGCAGUAUCCCGCCUAAGACUCCAAGCCCCACCAAGAAAUCUUCUCCAAAGAAGAAGGUUGGCCCUAACAACACUCCCAUCAAAGCCACUCCUAAAUCCAGAGGAAAGAAAGCUGCAGCCAAUAAGGAAGUCAAGGAGGAAGUGUUUGACAGUGAUGAGCAGCUGGAAGAACCAAUUUUGGACGACGAAGAUGGCAAGUCAUCAAACCACAUUUCUUCCCUAGCAGCCAAAAAUACUGGAAACAAGAUCGGGGCUAGCCACUCUAUUGGAUCCUCUGAAAGUAUUCAGACAUCAGAUGAUGAUACUAGGAUGUCUAUCGUCGAAGUCCAAAGGUCAAUGCCUGCUUCACCCGGGUAUAAUGCAGAUGAUGAAGAAUUUGACGCUGAAGAACAGAUCCAGGCCGAUCAGUUUGGCAUGAGUGUUCCUGCUUAUCGGGAGUGGCGAGCUCUUAACAGGAUUCUUUUUAACUUCAAUUCUUUCUUCGUCUACAUUCGACUCGUUACUCUCGGAUGGAGGGAUGAAUAA
Molecule: messenger RNA, 729 nt
Organism: Sclerotinia sclerotiorum 1980 UF-70
Lineage: Eukaryota; Fungi; Ascomycota; Leotiomycetes; Helotiales; Sclerotiniaceae
Exons: 4
Coding region: 1-729 (242 amino acids)
Source: RefSeq, a predicted model, not a curated record